This is a messenger RNA of Triticum turgidum subsp. durum (durum wheat), 1125 nucleotides long. NCBI's taxonomy places the organism in Eukaryota, Viridiplantae, Streptophyta, Magnoliopsida, Poales, Poaceae. The record is from the annotation of a GenBank genome assembly.
AUGAGGCCACCUCACGCAGCGCUCCUCUUGCUCUUCAUCCUAGCGUACUUCCGCGGUGCCUACUCCAGUGUCAGCCAGAGCCGUUUCACAUCCAUAAUCAGCUUCGGCGACUCCUUCGCCGACACCGGUAAUUUGGUCAUGUGGGCUGAUCCUGUCCUUCCCGGCCCUCAACCGCUCAAGAACCUCCCGUACGGCGAGACCUUCUUCGGUCGUCCCACCGGACGUGCCACCGACGGCCGCCUUGUGCUGGACUUCAUCGCCGAAGCUCUAGGUCUGCCUUUCGUGCGGCCUUACCUUGACAAGGGGGGCAACUUCUCCGCCGGAGUAAACUUCGCCGUGGUAGGAGCGCCGGCUCUAACCCUGACAUACCUGCAGGGACAGAAUUUGACCGUGAACCCUCCUAUCAAUAGUUCCCUCCAUGAUCAGCUCCUGUGGUUCCAGAAACUCAAGCCUUCGCUCUGCAAGGGACAAGGUACUGAUUGCUUCCGGAGCUCCCUGUUUGUCAUGGGAGAGUUUGGAGCAAAUGACUACAGGAGCUUCCUUGUGUCCAACAGGACUGUGGAACAAGCCACAGCUUAUGUUCCCCAAAUCGUUGACACCAUCUCCCAAGGCCUAGAGGUACUGAUCCGGCACGGUGCCAAGUACAUCGUUGUGCCAGACAUCUUCCCACUUGGCUGCGUACCCACAGUGCUCACAAAGCUUGCUAGCCCAAACAAGGUGGAUUACUAUCGGAACGGAUGCCUGAAGAGUGCGAACAGGCUGGGGCGCUACCACAACUCUCUCCUCCGCCAGCGGAUCAAACUGCUCCGGCACAAGUACCCCCAUGCGAAGAUCAUUGCCGCUGAGUACUACCGACCCGUCCUUGCAUUUCUAGAUAUGCCGGGGCAUUUUGGACUGAAUAGCAGCACAACCCUCCUCACCUGUUGUGGUGCCGGAGGACCUCCUUAUAACUAUGACUUCAACUCGGAGUGCGGGUGGCCAGGUGUGAUGGCGUGUGCAGAUCCAUCUCAGGCCCUUCAAUGGGAUGGUUUCCACCUCACGGAGUCCGCCUACAGGGCCAUUGCUGAUGGGUGGCUCCAUGGCCCCUACGCGGAUCCACCGAUAGUGCAUGUUGCACGUCCAUAA